This is a messenger RNA of Anastrepha ludens (Mexican fruit fly), 1365 nucleotides long. RefSeq names its product UV excision repair protein RAD23 homolog A-like. Gene Ontology annotation, molecular function: polyubiquitin modification-dependent protein binding; ubiquitin binding; proteasome binding. The record is from RefSeq and is a predicted model, not a curated record. Lineage: Eukaryota; Metazoa; Arthropoda; Insecta; Diptera; Tephritidae. Gene Ontology annotation, cellular component: nucleoplasm; cytosol. Bases 1 to 1365 code for a protein of 454 amino acids. Gene Ontology annotation, biological process: proteasome-mediated ubiquitin-dependent protein catabolic process; nucleotide-excision repair. The transcript has a single exon.
AUGAAACUUACAAUUAAAACAUUAGAUCAAAAGAAUUUCCAUAUCGAAGCCUAUGGCUUGAGAACUGUUUGCGAUUUAAAACGAAGACUCUUCGAAACAGGCAAUACAAAUCUUCUUCCCGAGCGGCAACAGCUCAUAUAUGCGGGUCGUGUAUUGAAAGACAGUAACUUGCUUUCUCAUUACUCCAUAGAUGAGCGUAAGUUUCUAUUGGUGAUGGCGCGAAAACCGUGGAAGGAUUUAAAUACGAGAAUGGCCGAACAUGCCAAAACCACCAUCAUGAAUAAAAGCAAACGAAUGCCUGAAACAAGAGCUCAAAAGCCGAAUACCGAGGCAAAUAUUGUCCAAAAAAACGUGGCUGAAAUUAUAAACGUAAAACCACAGCAAAGAAAAAAAACGAAAACUGUCACAAUACUCACAGCAGAGAAAUCUCUGAAAAAUAAACCACGCAUAGACGUACAGGCACAUGUACCUGCAGAGAAAUUUAAAGUAGUGGGUAAAAGUAUAACGUCUUCGGGUAACACAACACAGCAGGAAUGCAUUAUUAGGCAUCAGCCAACAUCAUCUAGUCCUACGGAAUCGUCCGAUUCACAACGUUCAGGACAACCUCAAUCUCGAUUGAUGCGCAACAAAAAGGGCAAACAAUUAUACAAAACUAAACCGGUAAAGUCAACCAUAUCUUUGUUGAGUACCAGUAGAUCAAUGGCAAAAAAUAGGGCGAGUAAAAUGCGAACAAAUAAAAAAAAUACAUUGAAGAAAUCCAAGCAGAAGGAAUGUGAUGAAUUUUUGCUGCGUAAAAUUGUUGCAAUGGGAUAUAAUGAGAAUGAUGUCCGACGCGCUCUAAUCGCUAGCUUCAACGACCCCAAUGAAGCUGUCGAUUACCUCAUACAACACGUGCAAGAGCGCAUCGAGCAGCAGUCAGCAAGGAAGAAACCUCAGCAGCGACAAAAACAUAAGAAUUGUUCUUGUAGCCUAAUCGAACCAGUGAAAUCUGAUAAAUCCAAUGCCAUAGCGUUUUUACGAAAUGACCAAGACUUUAAAAAUCUACGUCGUCUUUUACGUAGGCGCCCAAACAUGCUGCAGAUCAUUAUAAAGCGGAUUGGCGCGUCUAACCCCGAACUUUUAUUUCUUUUGAAGGAGCAUGAAGAUGAUUUCUUGCAGCUGCUGCAUGAGAACAGUAUGGAUUCAGAAGAUGAAGAUUGUAGUUACAAUGCAAUGCAUAUCACGCCAGAGGAAGCUAAAAUCAUAGCGCGUUUGGUUAGAAUGGGCUUCAAGCGCCGGAUGGCCAUAUUGGCUUUUAUCGCCUGCGGCCGUAAUGUAGAAAAGGCUGUGGACUAUAUGUGUCGAAUCAGCGAUAUUCAUAUUUAA